AUGGAUGCAAGCAAUCUGCUGAAGCCUCUGCUAGCGCGGGGCGAGCUUCGCUGCGUCGGCGCGACCACCUUGGACGAAUACCGCCAGUAUAUCGAGAAGGACGCAGCCUUGGAGCGGCGCUUCCAGCAAGUCCUGGUGCAGGAGCCUAAAGUCCCCGACUGCGUGAGCAUCCUAAGAGGCCUCAAGCCCCGCUAUGAGCUGCACCACGGUGUUCGGAUUUCCGACCGUGCUGUAGUGGCCGCAGCCGUGCUGGCCGACCGGUACAUCACGGAUCGCUUCCUGCCGGACAAGGCCAUCGACCUCAUGGACGAAGCGUCUGCCAAGGUCAAGAUGGAGGUGACCUCGAAACCUGCAGAGCUGGAACGCUUGGAUCGCAAAAUCCUCCAGCUUGAGAUGGAACGUCUCAGCGUGGGGGAUGACAAGGACAGUCAGUCCGUGGCUCGUUUGAACGACAUCGAGGAAGAGUUAUCCAGGCUCCGCUCCGAGCAGGGUGAGAGGGAGGAAAAGUGGAAAGAGGAACGUGAGUCGAUCAACUCAUUGCAAGACCUCCGUCAGAAGAUCGAGGACUUGGAGCGCGCGCUUGCAGAAGCAGAGCGUGAGAUGAACUUGCAGCGAGCGGGCGAAAUCAAGUAUGGCGAGCUGGCACCACUAAAGAAGCAGCUCGAGGAAAGAGAAGCCGAAGCCGCAGAGAAGGAAGAGGACAGUGCCGAGCUAGUCAACGAGCGCGACAUCCAGGAGAUUGUUUCCAUGCAAACAGGCAUUCCUGUCGAGAAGAUGUCCAUGGGAGACCGCCAAAGGCUCCUCAACUUGGAGGAACAGCUCCACAAGCGUCUCAUAGGCCAGGAUGAUGCGGUGAAGGCGCUCGCAGAAGCGAUCCAGCGCUCGCGUUAUGGAUUGGCAGAUCCGAAUCGGCCAAUUGCCUCCUGCCUCUUCCUUGGCCCUACGGGUGUUGGCAAGACAGAGCUCGCCAAAGCUCUGGCUGAGUGGCUGUUUGAUUCCGAGGAGUCCAUGAUCCGGGUU
Symbiodinium pilosum is the source of this 1020-nucleotide messenger RNA. The record is from the annotation of a GenBank genome assembly. NCBI's taxonomy places the organism in Eukaryota, Dinophyceae, Suessiales, Symbiodiniaceae.